Molecule: messenger RNA, 884 nt
Organism: Hippopotamus amphibius kiboko
Lineage: Eukaryota; Metazoa; Chordata; Mammalia; Artiodactyla; Hippopotamidae
Gene: MPC2
Product: mitochondrial pyruvate carrier 2
Exons: 6
Coding region: 108-614 (168 amino acids)
Biological process (GO): pyruvate import into mitochondria
Cellular component (GO): mitochondrial inner membrane
Molecular function (GO): pyruvate transmembrane transporter activity
Source: RefSeq, a predicted model, not a curated record
GAUGAUCACCACCCUGGGGACUGAGGCCCGUGCGUGCCACGGCUGCCCUUACCCUAGAAAAGUGGGUUCAGACCGCUCUAGUCAAACCCGUAAUACUCUAUGGAUAAAUGAAGAAUAGAGAAGAAACUGAAAUCGGAAGUCUGGCGCUCACGAGUCUCAUUCCAAAGGAGCCAGGGACGAGCACGCGGCCACUCUCCCACCCGGCUGCCCACGAUCACUCGUCCGCAGGAAUGUCAGCCGCCGGCGUCCGGGGCCUUCGGGCCACCUACCACCGGGUCCUUGAUAAAGUGGAGCUCAUGCUGCCUGAGAAAUUGAGGCCGUUGUACAACCACCCGGCAGGUCCCAGAACAGUAUUUUUCUGGGCUCCAAUUAUGAAAUGGGGGUUGGUGUGUGCUGGAUUGGCUGACAUGGCGAGACCUGCAGAAAAACUCAGCACAGCCCAAUCUGCUGUCUUGAUGGCUACAGGGUUUAUUUGGUCAAGAUACUCACUUGUAAUUAUUCCCAAAAACUGGAGUCUGUUUGCUGUUAAUUUCUUUGUCGGAACAGCAGGAGCCUCUCAGCUCUUUCGUAUUUGGAGAUAUAACCAAGAACUAAAAGCUAAAGCAAACAAAUAAGAGUUCCUGAUCACCGUAACAACCAAGAUGUGGACAUAACCACUGGGACCUAAUUUGAAUUAUUAUUCGGUUGUCAAUGAGGUGAUGGUAACUGUGUUAACGUUUGUAAGGCAUAAAAUCCACUUGUAAUUGGGAGACAGUACUUGAUUCAACAGAGAAAUAAAGCAAACUUUUAAUAAUAUUGUCUCUUUAAAUAUGACUGAAGGAAUUUAUCUGUGGAUAUUAGUAACAUUUUUUUCUAUUUGUCCAUAAUAAAUCAUAUUGCUCAUA